GUUGAGGGGGCGAAAAUCGAUCACGCGUUGCAUGACAAUAACGCACGGCGGAGUCUCGAAGACCUCCUCGCUUUGGAGGAAGCAGUUGAACGUGCUCUCAGAAAGACGAGUCAACUGGACACACUCAUCAUCGUUACUGCUGAUCAUUCGCACACACUGACGAUAAAUGGUUACCCAAGCAGAGGAAAUCCUAUCUUGGGCAUAGCGGAAAAACAGACUGAUUUUGGACUCCCGUACACAACCCUGAUGUUUGCCAACGGUGUCGGCUACAAUUACACCAACAACGGAACACACAUUUUGUGGCGGAAUCUUACCAACGUGGAUACCCAGGCACUGGAUUUCCGACAGCAGGCAGCCAUUUACCGCGAAGACGGAGAUGAGACCCAUGGCGGCGAGGACGUUGCAGCUUAUGCCAUCGGUUUAAAAACAGAUCUCUAUGACAACCUC
This is a messenger RNA of Notodromas monacha, 447 nucleotides long. NCBI's taxonomy places the organism in Eukaryota, Metazoa, Arthropoda, Ostracoda, Podocopida, Cyprididae. The record is from the annotation of a GenBank genome assembly.